Prunus avium (sweet cherry) is the source of this 3498-nucleotide messenger RNA. The record is from RefSeq and is a predicted model, not a curated record. NCBI's taxonomy places the organism in Eukaryota, Viridiplantae, Streptophyta, Magnoliopsida, Rosales, Rosaceae.
AUGGCUGCCACCAGCACGCAGCAGGAUCCUUCUCCGUCCUCUCACCGGUGCACUUAUGAUGCAUUCUUGAGCUUCAGGGGCACAGACACACGCAAGGGAUUUACUGAUCACCUCUACAGGGCUUUGGAGGUGGCAGGGAUCCACACUUUUAGAGAUGAUGAUGAAAUCGAGAGAGGAGCAAAUAUUUCAGCAGAGCUUCAAAAAGCAAUACAAGAGUCUCGAGUAUCCAUCAUUGUCUUCUCCAAGGACUACGCUUCCUCGAGAUGGUGCCUGGAUGAACUAGUGACGAUCAUGGACCGUAGAGAAACUAAUGAGCACAUGGUUAUGCCAAUUUUCUAUGACGUGGAUCCAUCCCAUGUCAGGAACCAGACAGGAAUUUUUGAAGCAUUUGCCAGACACCAACAGCGCUUCAACAAGGAGAUGGACAAGGUGGAGAAGUGGAGAAAAGCUCUCAGAGAUGUUGCAGAUUUGGGAGGGAUGGUCUUUGGAGAUCGGUAUGAGUCGCAGUUUAUCCAAGAUAUAGUUGAAAUUAUUGGAAAUAAACUGGAUCACACAUGGAAUAGGAGAUUAAUAGUCGAUCCCUAUGUAGUUGGAAUAGAUAAUUGUGUGGAAGGCCUAAACAUGUGGUUAGAAGAUGGAUCAAGUGAUGUUGGAGUAGCUGUAGUCUAUGGAAUGGGUGGAAUUGGCAAGACCACCAUUGCCAAGACUGCUUAUAACCAGAAUUUCUAUAAAUUUCAAGGUGGCAGCUUUCUUGCAGAUAUUAGAGCAACUUCAAAACUUCCCAAUGGUUUGGUUCACUUGCAAAGGAACCUUCUUUCAGAUCUCCAAAAGGGGAAAGCAAAGAAAAUAUACAGCUUGGAUGAAGGAAUAACAAAGAUCAAACGGGCGAUACGUUGCGAAAGAGUUCUUAUUGCUCUUGAUGAUGCGGACAACUUGGAACAAUUCAAUGCAAUUCUUGGAAUGCGAGAAUGGCUUCAUCCAGGAAGUAAAAUAAUCAUAACAACUAGACAUGAACAUUUGUUAAAGGCUUAUGAGAAUUGUGCAAUGUUUAAGGUGGAAGGGUUGCUUGAGAAUGAAUCACUUGAGCUUUUCAGUUGGCAUGCCUUUAGACAACCCCAUCCUGGCGAAGGUUACAUGGAUCUUUCAAGACCUGUACUGCAACACUGUGGAGGGGUUCCAUUAGCUCUUAAAGUUCUAGGAUCUUCUCUCUUUGGAAAAGCUGCAGAUGUAUGGAAAAAUGCAUUACAGAACUUGGAUGUGAUUACUGAAGGAAAAAUUGAAAAGAUUCUCAGAGUAAGCUUUGAUUCUCUGCAAGAUCAUGACAAACGUCUGUUCCUCCAUAUAGCCUGUUUCUUCAUAGGAAGACAAAAGGAUUUUUCAACUACAGUCCUUGAUGAAUGUGGGUUUGCCACAAACAUUGGAAUUCAAAAUCUGGUUGACAGAUGUCUGCUAAUAAUUCAUGGAAACAAGUUAACCAUGCACCAAUUACUUCAAGACAUGGGAAGGGGAAUUAUUCGCGAAGAAUCGCCUGAGGAUCCUGGAAAACGUACUAGAGUGUGGAAUAAAGAUGCCUCUAAUGUUUUGAGAAAAUUAACUGGUACAGAAACUAUUAAGGGCCUCAUGCUCAACAUUCCUAUGUUAAUAAAAGAUGAGUCUUCUAAGAUAACAUCCGGUGGAAGUAACAGAAAAAGAUUCCAUGUUGAAGAUUAUGAUGGAAACUGUUCAAGCAGCCGACGUCGGCUUGGUUUCUUCUCCUGGCAGUCAAUUAGUUUUUCUUCAACAAACUCAUUUCCUGUAUCAAAUGAGACAGGUUUCAAAACCGAGGGAUUUAGAAGGAUGCACAAUCUUGAACUCCUGCUGCUUGAUAAUGUAAAAAUCAGUGGAGGCUAUGAAGAUUUCCCAAAAAAUUUAAUAUGGUUGUCUUGGCGAGGAUUCGCUUUAAAGUCUAUACCAACCAUUUUUUACUUGGAAAAUCUAAUUGCUCUUGACUUGCGGAACAGCAGCCUCCAACAUGUUUGGAAGGGAACUAGGUUUCUUCCAAGACUGAAAAUCUUAAAUCUCAGUCAUUCACAUGGCCUUGUGACAACCCCUGACUUGUCAGGAUCCCCUAACCUCGAGAAAUUAAUUCUUAAAGAUUGCAUAAAUUUGAAAGAGGUGGAUGAAUCCAUUGGAGAUUUGGAGAAACUUGUUUUCUUGAAUCUAAAAGAUUGCAAAAAUCUCAUGAAGCUUCCAAUAAGAAUUAGUAUGCUGCGAUCUCUCCAGAUACUUAUUCUCUCUGGUUGCUCAAAUCUUGUGCUGCCUGCCAGUAUGAUCGUUAAAAAUCAGUCAGACUCUACACCUAGUGACAUGAAGAAACUCAGUAUGUGGCAAUCAAUGCGAUCAUGGGUAUUGCCAAGAAAAAAUCUCCAACUUACCAGUGCAAGUUUGCCACAAUUUUUAAAACGCUUAGAUAUGGCGUACUGCAGUCUGUCAGAAAUUCCCAAUGAUCUUCCUAGUAGCCUAUCCUCAUUGGAGUAUUUGGAUCUAAAUGGAAACCCAUUUUUGAGCCUACCAGUAAACUUGAAUGGUCUUAGUAAGCUCCAGAGACUUUCGUUGGAUAUGUGCCCAAACCUCGAAAUGAUUCCCGAGCUCCCACCAAGUGUAGAGAAUUUGAUCGCAACUAGAUGUAAUUCAUUGAAAAGAGUACUACUAAACUUACCAGACAUGUUACCAACAAUUAGAUGCGCGGUUAUGGCAUGCGAGAAUGUAGUUGAAAUUCAAAACGUGCUCAAAACAAGACCGUUGAGAAGCGUCGACAUAGAAAUGAUCAAAGAUAUCGGUCUGUUCAAUUUGGAAUCCAUAGGAAGCACUGAAGUUGAAAUGUACAACUACUUGACAUGUACAGAAAGGAAGGGUCCUCUCCAGGGACUGGAUGAAUGUGGUAUAUUUAGCAUAUUCCUUCCUGGGAGCGAGGUUCCAGAUUGGUUCCGCUACAAGUCGAGCAUGGGUAACUCUGAGCUGUCUAUAACUAUACCUCCACAUCUUAAUUUGAAGAUCCGAGGCCUAAAUGCAUGUGUUGUGUAUGCACGAGGAAAUAAGGUUCGUGAUAAAUUUUUCACGUGUGUUCCCAUUCUUCACAUCAGUAAUGAGACCAAGGGUCUUAAGUGGACCUAUGUGCCAGUCACAAUAGGGUUUCCAAAAGAGAAGGAACAUAUGUUAUGGCUUAGUCAUUGGCGAUUCGCAAUCGAUGAAUUGGAGGGUGGGGAAGAAAUACGUGUUUCGGUUAGAGUAGAUGAAGAUGCUAUGUUGAUAAAGGAAUUUGGAAUCCAGCUUGUGUACGAGCAGAAUAAUAAUGAGGGUACUGUAACUGAAGAUAUAACCACAAUGUUCCAGCAUGAAACAACUACACCUUCGAACCAGAAUCACGUCGUUGCUGGAGAUGUGUCAGCAUCAGCAUCAAGGUUUCAUAAAAAUAAGAAUAAUAAGGAAGGAUUUAUUGCUGUGUCCUUUAUUGAUUAA